Molecule: messenger RNA, 2115 nt
Organism: Osmerus eperlanus (European smelt)
Lineage: Eukaryota; Metazoa; Chordata; Actinopteri; Osmeriformes; Osmeridae
Product: nascent polypeptide-associated complex subunit alpha-like
Exons: 7
Coding region: 317-1960 (547 amino acids)
Biological process (GO): protein targeting to membrane
Cellular component (GO): cytoplasm; nascent polypeptide-associated complex
Source: RefSeq, a predicted model, not a curated record
CUAGUUCCCCUUUUUGUCCUAGAACUAAUGACACUAAAAGUGGGACCCAGCAAGUGUACGUACCUCUAUACUCCUCACAAAACCUGUCUUUACCAAGUGCCCUUCUCCAUCCGCUUUAUCCUCAGCAUCGCCCUCUUCCUUCCCUUGCUCCACCCCUCCCUGCUUGCCCCUAGCCUUCCCUCCUGCUGGUGGAGACGGGGAUAGCCAGCAACCCAAGGUAAUCCGAGACGCCAAGGAAAACGAUGGUGCUUUCAGAGACGGACUGCUGGUUGCCACUAACAUACUACAGCCUACUAAACCCGCGUCUGCUGCAGGCAUGGCUGCUGCCCCUCCAGCCCCGUCUGAAUCUAACGCUCCUGCAUCUGCUCUAGCCAGACCCCCGCCUCCCUCUCUGUCUGAGGGGGGACUAAACGUCAACUGCGUUGCGCCACAUGUCCACAAGCCACCUGCCAUUCCUCUUCUCUCCUCUCUACCCUCUGCCUUGUUAUCUCCCCCCCAACUGGAUGUCAGUGCUGCGCCGCCAUCAAAGGACAUGCCAUCCAAAGCUUCCCUCUCUUCCCCAGCCUCGGCUGUAGUCGCCCCCGCCCUAGGCAUCGCCCCCAAGGCAGAGACCCCUUCUCCAGAGGAUUCGACAUCCGAAGCGGCGUCUCCGGCCGAGGCGUCGCACAAAGAGGCUCCGAAAGCGGCGUCGCUCAAAGCUUCCCCGUUUGCGUUCACGGUGACCUGCCAGCCUGCUGCCCCUGCACCCAUGUCGUUUUGGACGGCUCUCCCCCUUAGCGUCCCCAAGAGAGCUGCCGUCGAUCAAGUACAGGAACAGGAGGCACACGUGGCCGUCGCCGCACCUGUGGAGGCCUUCGCUGAAAAGGCUCAACUGUCCUAUGGGUCUGGGGCUACCAAGGAGUGGGUAGACACGUGUCCCAAAGGGCCGGCUGGGGAGGAAGAGGGUUUAACCGCUGCUUCCGUUGUCGCUGCGCCAUUACCAGCUUCUGCCACUACCUCUGUGCCUGCUGCCAUUGAAAAGCCACUCGAUUUUGAAACGCCAACAAGCUUUGUCCAUUGGUCUUCUGCACCUUCUCCAUGCAAUGCAGAGGAGACCUCGGGGGCCACCUCUGCCCUUGUUGGUGUGGAUGUCGUCGCUCCGAAAGCGGUUCCCCCAGCAGCUGCCCUGGUUCAGUACUCUGAAGAGGUUGACGAUCUUCCCCCACUGAUUUCACCAAAGGAGUACAUACUCCAAGACCCAUCAUCUCCACCAACCAAGUCCCCUCCAAUAGCCCCUCCGUCACUUGUCUCUGCACCUUCUGUAAACCCCAUCUUCAUCACUGGUCCCCCACCAGACCUCCAAGACCCCACCACAGCCCAGCCUGUGGUCAAGAACAACAAGGGGUCGGCAACAGAUUCAGACAGUGACGAGUCUGUCCCAGAGUUGGAGGAGCAAGAUUCAGCCCAGGCACAAACACAUCAAGCUCAGCUUGCUGCCGCUGCUGAGAUCGACGAGGAGCCAGUCAGCAAAGCAAAACAGAGCAGAAGUGAAAAGAAAGCAAGAAAGGCCAUGUCCAAGCUGGGUCUGCGUCAGGUGGCAGGAGUGACGAGAGUCACCAUCAGGAAGUCUAAGAACAUCCUGUUUGUCAUCCCGAAGCCAGACGUGUACAAGAGCCCAGCAUCUGACACGUACAUUGUAUUUGGUGAAGCCAAGAUUGAGGACCUUUCACAACAAGCUCAGUUAGCAGCUGCAGAGAAGUUUAAGGUCCAGGGAGAGGCAGUGUCCAGUAUCCAGGAGAACACACAAACACCAACAGUACAGGAGGAGAGUGAAGAAGAGGAGGUGGAUGAGACUGGCGUGGAGGUCAAGGACAUUGAACUGGUGAUGUCACAAGCCAAUGUGUCACGAGCGAAGGCGAUCCGCGCACUAAAGAACAACAACAAUGACAUUGUCAAUGCCAUCAUGGAGUUGACCAUGUAGACACCAAAGAGCUUGGAGGAACCAUCAGAACGAACGUACAACAUUAUUAGCCUAAAUUAUUUGAAGGAAAUAAAGUGGUGCAUUACAUAAAUGGUUUCUAUUUACUGUGUAUAUUUAGGAUUAACGCUAAAGGUAAUAAAUGUGUUUUCCUUGUU